Molecule: messenger RNA, 807 nt
Organism: Microthlaspi erraticum
Lineage: Eukaryota; Viridiplantae; Streptophyta; Magnoliopsida; Brassicales; Brassicaceae
Source: the annotation of a GenBank genome assembly
AUGGCAGAAGAAGAAGAAAUCAGAAGGCACCUUGUGCUGGUCAAACCUUUCUCGUUGGAAGAUGAGAAAGAUUCUGAGCAUGCAGCUUCGAAUGUCAUCCGCAAGAUCCUUAGUCUCUUCAAGAACGUGCGCCCAGGAUCCGAUAUCACCAAUUUUCAGCUGCCACCUCAGCUGAACCUACCAAGAUCGCAACUUCAGUCUUACAACGAGAUGAUCUAUAGCUUUAGCGGUGAGGAUCUGCUGGGGGAAUGCAGCCGUCGCAAUCUUCCGAUCGAACGGCUCAAAUCGGUGGUGACGUGGAACAUCUCCACACUCCGUCCAUUGAUUUUUGGAAUGUCUCCGUACAACCCCGUCGUUGGCGAGACUCACCACGUCUCCAACGGUCACAUCAACGUCCUCGCCGAACAAAUAUCACAUCAUCCUCCAGUAUCAGCAAUUCAUGCGACCCAUGAGAAGGAAAAUAUUGACGUGACAUGGACUCAAUAUUUCACUCCUAAAUUUCGUGGUGCUUACGUGGAUGUUGAGGUAAAAGGCAAAAGGGUAAUGAAACUUCUAAAUAGAGAAGAGACUUACGAUAUGGACCAACCGAGACUCAUUGUGAGAUUCUUACCGUCUCCGGGAGCUCACUGGGCCGGAAAAGUCAAGAUAAAAUGCUUGGAGACCAAUCUUGAAGCUGAAUUACACUUGAACUCUGAUUCUUUCAUCGAAAGAUUAAGAGGCAACAACAAUAGAUCAAUCAAAGGAAAGAUCAUUGAAUCUUCCUCUGGUAAUCAGCUCUACGACAUCUUUGGCCACUGGGACAAGUAA